GAGAGCGGUCAUGUUUCUGGAGAGUUAAUAGAAAUGGGUUGCUACCUGGAGGACUAUCGAGCUCGUGUGGGCAACUGGGCUGCAAGGACUCCCUGGCGCCAUGCCCAAGGCCGGGAGGUGAACGGACAAGCAAGAAGCUACAUAGGCAACAUGCUUCUAUGCGCAGCGGCUCUAGCCAUAGUAUUAGUAAUCGGCGGUGUGGAGCAAAACCCUGGUCCUGUUGUGGAGGCUGAGAACAUUCUACAAGUAUUGUGUAGUGGGUGUGAGAGGAACCUGAAAUCGGGAACACAGUGCGACACAUGUGGACGCUGGUUUCACAACAGCUGUGGCAAUGUAAGGGCCCAAAUGGCAGAGAGCGGGAAGUGGAGUUGUGAGAGGUGCAGGUGGGGCAGGCUUCGACAACUGGAGGAGAAACUGGAGAAUGCAAUGAAGCAGAUUGAAGAACUUAAACGGAAGAACAGUGCGCUGGAAGAUCAGUUACGAGGAGCGGUUGCCAGGGGUGAUACGGUGCAGAGACAACAAGAUGCUGAGUGCUUAGUGUUGGGUGACUC
Messenger RNA from Cryptotermes secundus, 551 nucleotides. RefSeq lists its product as uncharacterized. NCBI's taxonomy places the organism in Eukaryota, Metazoa, Arthropoda, Insecta, Blattodea, Kalotermitidae. The record is from RefSeq and is a predicted model, not a curated record.